This is a messenger RNA of Carcharodon carcharias (great white shark), 2465 nucleotides long. It is a transcript of the gene mettl26, whose product is annotated as methyltransferase like 26. Bases 203 to 823 code for a protein of 206 amino acids. NCBI's taxonomy places the organism in Eukaryota, Metazoa, Chordata, Chondrichthyes, Lamniformes, Lamnidae. The record is from RefSeq and is a predicted model, not a curated record. The transcript has 6 exons.
CGGGAAUAGGGAGAGGACCGGAACUGGACUACGAACGCCACAGGGCCGAGCGGCAGAGGCAGCCAGGAACAGCGCAAAGUUUGUAGCUGCUGGUUGCGGAGACAGCGGAGACUCCGGGUUUGCACCAGGUGCGGAGACCCUGGAUCCGGCUGUCCGCUCCGCUCUCUGGCUGCUCCGGAGUUACUCCAGCUCUAUCCAGAGGAUGAUCGUGGCUCCGGCCGCCGAGAGGAACAAGGAGCCGAUCCUGAAUGUGAUCCGGCAACAGCUGAGCCCCAGCGCCCCGGCAGUGGCCCUGGAGUUAGCCUCAGGAUCCGGGCAGCAUUCGGUCUAUUUCGCCCAGGCUCUGCCCAAUGUGUUGUGGCAGCCCUCCGAGCUGGAGCCGCGGGCACUGGAGAGCAUUUCAGCAUAUAUUGCAGCAACAAGAGUGGAAAAUGUAAAGCAGCCACUUAACAUUGACUGUUCACAGAGCUGGGAAGCUUGGGGAGGAUUGAAGCCAAACUCCUUUGAUCUUAUUGUAAAUGUUAACAUGAUCCACAUCACAGAGAUAAAGUGCACUGAGGGUCUGUUCAAGGGUGCUGGUCAGUUAUUAAAACCAAAGGCCUUACUCAUCACUUACGGGCCCUACGCAAUGAAUGGCGUGAUUACUCCGCAAAGCAACAUAGAUUUUGAUUUGAGCUUAAGGCAAAGAAAUCCAGGCUGGGGUCUAAGAGAUAUAAGCGUGUUACAGAAACUGGCUGAAGAAAGCGGGAUGAGAUUCAAGCAGAUGGUUGACAUGCCAGCUAAUAACAAAUGCCUGAUCUUCCAGAAAAGGUCGAGUGUAUAGCAGAGUCUGUACAAUUCCAUGGCUGAACACAGGGAGGAACUGUGAUGUUUAACUCCGAAUUGUUGUAACAAUCUGUAAUGAUGCAGAAGUGCUGUUAAACCUCUUUUAACUAGUUCUCUCUCGACUAAACCAAAGAGAUGACUGACAUUAAGAUUAACUGGUCAGAAUCUUUUUAAAUGAUUGACUAAAACCUUUGCUUUAUGCUUUGGAACUACACUGAUCCAGUAGAAUUAAUUAUUUUCAGUGGACUUGAAUUAAAUUGUCUUACCAACUGAAGAAGAGUUUUUGUGUUUGAGAAGCACUUUUAAUGUGGAACGUUCCUUUCCCCCAUUGCUACUAAUUUCUUCUCAAGAGGCUGCAUGUCCACUUUUUCCUUGGGAAUUUCUGGCCUGUUUCUAUGUUUGAAGCUGUAAAUUGAGACCUAGGUCUUGACUGGGUCUAAAGAGUUUUCCGGUUGCUAUUUGACACAAGUAACUUUUUAAAAGAGGAAUUCCUAUCACUUCAAAUAGCAUAUGUUUAUUGUUAACUUGGAACACGCUUUGUGUGUGGGUUUUAUGGCUGUUAUUUUCUAUGUAUUUGAUGUGGCAUGUAUUUAUACAGUUUGACAGAAAAUUAAUCCAGAUUUGUACAUGUUGAUGUAAAUCCUGAAGGAAAACUAACCAUCUUUCAUUUAACUGAGUGCCUUUGAUCGGUGUUGUUCUGUGAUCAAGUUUAUGAUAGAUGUAAAACACACUUAAACGAGAAUCAUUACUUGCAACAACCUGUUGCUCACAGAUCUGUAGCUGCACAGCUGACAGGUGACCAGCAGACAGGUGCAGCUCACAGAUGGCGCCUGAGUGAAUCAGCAGUACUUUGUACUGGUCUGUUAAGUGGCUAACUAGUGGAUAAAUACAGCAAUUUAACACCCUUGUGUGGAUUUCAUGCUGAGUCUAUCGGUGAGGCACUGUUAUAUUGUAGCCUGAGAAGGAGCAGGGUCAUUUGGACAUCUGUUGCAGAAUUUCUGUGUUUAACUGGGCAUACGUGUACUUAAGAAGUUGCUGUCUGAUUUACUCAUGAGUGCUUGCCAUUGUUCUUGCUGGAAAACUCGGGCAAUUAUAUCUGGCCCUGAGAACUUGGGGUCGAUUUUCAUAUCGGAGGCCUGCCAUUGUGAUUCAGUCUCUGUCUCUGGCAGGUGGUAUCUUCCAAGGGUCCAGCCUUAAGUGGCCUGGAGGCAGUUGGGACGUCUCCAGAGGGGGAAAGUUAAAAGGCCCACGUAUGCUCCCAAGAAUACUUAGUGUGGUGCUCCCAAUGCAGUCAGUACUCAACUAUAUACAGUUGAGCCUGCUGAAUACCUACCCGCAUUCUAUCCCCUUACUGUUUUCACCCCAGCGCCCUCGCACUCACCUCCCUCACCCACUGUCCUAUUCAUGAACAGAACUCUGAUGCCCUAUUAGAGGGAAGCCGUUGAAUGGUCUGUGAUUAAGCAAACAGACUCAUCAAUGUGAAGCACUUGUAAAAUGAUUGGACAGUUAGAUUGCAGCCAAGAGUCCAUAAAACUCCCUGAGUAAACAAAUAGACUUCAGAACUCCUAUCUCAAUGGAUAUCUAGACUGAAUACAAAAAAGCAAUGGGAAAAGAUUAAACAUUAAACCCUUUCAAUAGUG